This is a messenger RNA of Micromonas pusilla CCMP1545, 228 nucleotides long. RefSeq lists its product as uncharacterized. The annotation marks the transcript as partial. The transcript has a single exon. Gene Ontology annotation, cellular component: cytoplasm; ASAP complex; nucleoplasm. NCBI's taxonomy places the organism in Eukaryota, Viridiplantae, Chlorophyta, Mamiellophyceae, Mamiellales, Mamiellaceae. Gene Ontology annotation, molecular function: RNA binding. The record is from RefSeq and is a predicted model, not a curated record. Gene Ontology annotation, biological process: mRNA splicing, via spliceosome.
AUCGCCAACUUGACGACGUUCGUGAACGGCGGGCACCUGAGCGAGAUCUUGGGGAACUACGGCGUCGUCGUCCGCGCGGAGAUCGCGUUCGAUCGCACGGAGAACAAACCGACGGGAUUCGCGUUCGCGGAGAUGGGCUCGGCGCGCGACGCGUCGAACGCGAUCGCGCACAUGGACGGCGGGAUGAUCGACGGCGGCGAGGUCACGCUCACGUUCGCGUCCGAGAAG